Molecule: messenger RNA, 865 nt
Organism: Peromyscus maniculatus bairdii (prairie deer mouse)
Lineage: Eukaryota; Metazoa; Chordata; Mammalia; Rodentia; Cricetidae
Source: RefSeq, a predicted model, not a curated record
GACAUAAGGCCAAAUACUUGGUAUGAAGAUCUGAAGAUGGAGCAUGAGGAGGUCAUGACUGACCUACAGAGAUUGCAGAAUGAGAACAACGAGACUUCAAAGAAGGUGGAUGAGCUUGCCAACCUGACAGUCUUCUAUCGUGGUCUGCACAGCCAGGUCUUCAUGGAACAUACUCAGCUUAAGGACCAAGUAGCCAUGCUGAGGCAGGAGAACAAGAAUCGGACAGAAGAUUGGGUCCUGCUGAAACACCACUUGGCGGCAUUCAAAUUGAUCUGGGAGGACCAAGAGGAAGAGACCAGUGACCUCCAAACCCAGCAACAACAGGAAUUUGAAAGAUUGGAGGGAAACCUGCAGGUCCUGUGGAAGCAGAAGGAGAUGAUCACCCAGGAAAAGGACUUGGCAAAAAAGCUGCAGCAUCACUUUGAGGUCUCCCAAAUGAGGUCAGAGAAACUGACACAUGAGCUGGAACAGGACACAGCCCAGCAUGAGAGCCUGCUUCAGAAGGAGCUGUUAAACCAGGAGCCACCUGCUGAGCCCAAUCUCUGGGAAAUUCUGGAUUAUGAUGCACUUUCUCCCUAUUAUUUUUUACCUAUGUGUGAAUAGGCCUUGGUUGUGCCUAGCCAUUUACCCUGGAUGCCUGCUUCUGGGCCUUGACUCCCUUUCCUUAUUGACAAUACUGAUUGAGAAACUGAUUAGGCCAAAGGAAGGCAGACACCUUGAAAGAUGGCAUCAUUCACCCUAGGAUCAAGGCCUCCUCAGAAAUAGAACCCCAUCAUAGCUCUGAACUUUCCAUGAAGCAAAAACCACCUGACCUCCAGGUCAUCCAGACCCAAUCUGAUCCUAGUGUCUGUUGGCUCAGUACUCC